This is a messenger RNA of Sporisorium graminicola, 1791 nucleotides long. RefSeq lists its product as uncharacterized. The record is from RefSeq and is a predicted model, not a curated record. NCBI's taxonomy places the organism in Eukaryota, Fungi, Basidiomycota, Ustilaginomycetes, Ustilaginales, Ustilaginaceae. The transcript has a single exon. Bases 1 to 1791 code for a protein of 596 amino acids.
AUGCCAACCAACGCGUACCAUGGCAGUCAGGCGGCUGGCAGCUCCUACCCAUCCUAUCCACCCGGCGCUCCCUCAUCUUCGUACUACGACCAAUUCCAGCGUCGCUACAGUCUCGAACGUCCUCCCUCGCAGGCCGGCAGCUCCAGGUCACCGCACGGCCUCCAACCACCCCACAGCCCACUGUACUUACCGCCACAGCACCCCCACGGCGAAUCGGACGAGUAUGAAGAAAGAGACCUUGGCGAGAUCGCUGCUGCCAAUCAGGCCGCUCAGGAACAGAGAUGGGGUCCGCAUGCCGCUCUCUCCGAAGCCCCCGCUCGCUACGAGCUUUAUCGAGACCAGCAUACCCACGUCGAUCGCCACACAUCCAUGCCUGUGAUGCCGGCCUAUGAGCCACUGCAUUACGACGGGGGCUUCUACAUGCAAUCACAACCCCCCGGCUCUUUCGAGCCUGUCCCGCAAUACCCUGGGGCGCCGUCGAUAGCUUCUGGCUAUACUAUGGGUGGUCGAUCGCGCCAAAGCCUGCCCGUCCAGGCCUCGCCUCUUAUGCAUCCUCCACCCACUUCGUCCGCAUCCGAACCUCCCAACAUGUUCAACGUUAAUGCAGCCCACCAUCUUCCAGGAGCCCAUGCGCGCCCGCACGAUGCCUUUCAGCAUGCCACCCGGAUCGGCGAUCCGCUGCCCGGCUUUCCAAACUGGUCGCAGACCUGGUACGGCGGACACCUUUCUGCUGAUGGCCACGCUUAUACUAUGGUGCCCCCUGGCUCCGGUCAGAGCGGAUGGGAGAGCGAGACGCUAAGCCAUGGUCUUCCAGCACCUUACGGACCGUAUCCCUACGGCCGGACAAUGACCAACGAUCAGGUGAAGGAAGAGCGUAUCCGCAUGCUGGAAAAGGAGUUUGGGCCCAGAGUAACGCACAAGACGAAACACGACGCAGAGAAUGACGAUGACAUUGAGGCAGGCGAGACUCCAGUCGGAAGUGUCGACGAAAGGGGUCGACUCGUCCUUCCUCGUCGAAAGGUCCGCAUCACCACACGCUGGUUGCAGUGCCUUGUCUCGUUAGCAGCAGCCGGUUUGGGAAUAGGAGGAUUCAUCCUGAUCCGGCCCGAGCACAAAGCACCGCCAUCCGGCACAUUCGCUUCGUUCGUACUUUACGGUGUGUCGGCCCUUUCGACCAUUGUUUGCCUCUGGCUUUUUGCCUUGAAGCCGUGCUGUCGAUCUAGCCGCGUGCCAGCAGGAGCUGCAGGAAUGGGAGGUACUGGAGCAGGAAAUGGCAUGGUUCUGCCGAUCAUGGCCGCGGGAGGAGGAGGAGCUGGCAGCAAAUCAGGACUGUUUGGCAAGAAGAACAAGGUGCAGCCAGGCCCCUUUGUCAAUCUCAUCGUCGAUCCUAGUCUUCUCGGUAAGCGCGCAGAUGACUCUGACUCCGAAACGGAUGCGGACGACAGCGACGACGACGAGGCUGCGCGCCGACGCAAGAAGCGCAGAGGCAAGAAGAAGCGCAAGGCAGGAAUGCUUGCCACCAUGAAACUCCAAGCCAGGUGGCGCGUGGCCCGCACGAGUCUCAAGUGGGACUGCGGCUGGGACGUUGUGCUGUGCCUACUGUGGGGAGCUGCAGCGGUCAUGUCGCUCGGCGUGGGUAAGAAAUGCCCUUCGGGCACAGCAGAGGGCUGGUGCAAUCUGUACAACGGUGCCAUUGCCUGCUCUGUCGUGGCCACGCUGCUCUUCCUGGUCGCCAUCUACUGCGACGUUGUCGGGCUGCGCUCAUCAAGCGCUCCACCGAAAGGUAGCUGA